GAAAUACAUAUCUAAUAGCAGUUUGCUUACAACUAUCAAAUAUACAUAUCAAAUAUCAUAUCAUAGCAUAGAAUACGCAUACCAUAGUAUCUACUUAUCAAAUCUAUUUUAAUCCAUAUUGCAUCGUUUGAGAUUUUCUAUUUAUCUUUCUUCCCCCUUUAUUACUGCUCCUCCUCACUUUUCUGUUUUUGGGUUGGUUUCGUCUAAUACAUCACACAUCAUCAUUAUCUAUCUACAAUCAUAAUGGCAUCAAGACAAUCACAAAAGAGAUUAACUAAAGAAUAUAAAUCGAUACAAGUCAAUCCACCUCCUUAUAUCAUUGCUAAACCUAAUGAAGAAAAUAUCUUAGAAUGGCAUUAUGUAAUAACUGGUCCUCCAAAUACUCCCUUUGAAUUAGGUCAAUAUCAUGGUAUAUUAAGAUUCCCUACUGAAUAUCCAUUUAAACCUCCAUCGAUUUCAAUCAUUACUCCUAAUGGUAGAUUUGCUUGUAAUACCAGAUUAUGUCUUUCGAUGAGUGAUUAUCAUCCUGAUACUUGGAAUCCUGCUUGGAGUGUGGCAACCAUUUUAACCGGAUUAUUAAGUUUUAUGACGGGUGAUGAAUCUACUACUGGAUCCAUCGUUACAAGUGUUGGUGUAAAGAAGAAGUUGGCUAGAGAUAGUAAGAAAUGGAAUCUUAAUGAAAAUCCCAGAUUUAAAAAGUUAUUUCCUGAUUUAGUGAUUGAAAAUAAUCAAUUCAUAAAACAACAAGAACAAUUACAAAAACAAAAUGAACAUAAUCAUGAUACUUCUAAAAGCUCAAUUGCUGAUGAUGAAAAACCAAUCAAUAUUCUUGAUAAUAUUGAUCGUUUGGAUCCAGAAGAUAGAGCAAGAUUAUUAGUGGAAGCAAAUAAUAUUAAUGCUGCUAAUGUAGCUGUUAAUGGAGUUGCUCCAGGAGUAGGUGUUCAAAAUAGUUUUGGUAUCACCAUUGUUGGAGUGGUAGUUGCUGCAUUCUUAGCUGCCUAUUUCAGUCUUAUUAAAAGAGGUUGAUCCAACUCAUUUUAUGUGUUUUUAUUGUUUAUUAGUUUGAUAUUUCCUUUGGAGGGUAAUUCUUAUUCAUCUACCUGUCUAUCUUGUUCAAUUCUGGUCUUGUUAUGAUAUUAUACGUUUAUUAUAGUUCUUUUUCAACUCUACAUUUUUCUUUUCUUUUUUUUGGUUAUGGUUAUAGGAUUUGCAAAUAAAUGCUUCAGUUUUUU
Scheffersomyces coipomensis is the source of this 1232-nucleotide messenger RNA. RefSeq names its product E2 ubiquitin-conjugating protein. The record is from RefSeq and is a predicted model, not a curated record. NCBI's taxonomy places the organism in Eukaryota, Fungi, Ascomycota, Pichiomycetes, Serinales, Debaryomycetaceae. The transcript has a single exon. The coding region runs from base 244 to 1026 and encodes 260 amino acids.